Molecule: messenger RNA, 2311 nt
Organism: Phaedon cochleariae (mustard beetle)
Lineage: Eukaryota; Metazoa; Arthropoda; Insecta; Coleoptera; Chrysomelidae
Source: the annotation of a GenBank genome assembly
GAUUCUUUUGAAGUUUUGAAUCAUAAUCGUGAUUUUCUUUUAACAAGGAAUUAAUAAUCCUUAUCAGUACUUGGUACAGCUUUUAAUGAUCUAAUCUGAUACUCGACGGCUGUCCAAUAUCUAUUUUGUAUUUUCUACUUGAUUGGAUUCUAUUGUAUAGCAUGCAUAUCCAAGAGAAAUUAUGUUGAAAUAAGAAUCUGCAGAAGAUUCUAUACGAUGGGAGCAAACAGCAGCAAAAAAUUGGCUGCAAAAUGUUCAUUCUUGUCCAAAGAUGAGCAGUUGAUUGUAAGCAAUUCCUUCAAGCUUGCCAGCAAGAAUUCGGAAAAAAUCAAAGAAGAGGAACUCACUAAAAUAUGGGGUUCUCAAAUGGAUCCAAGACUUCUUCAGUACCUCAACAACUACUUGUUUGGCAUUGGUGACCAAAAACAAACAACUGUAGAUUUAGAGAGAUUUGCUGAACUCUUUGUCUUUUGCACCAGGGGUACUGUUGAUGAGAAGGUUAAAGUAUUGUUGGUUUCUCUUGGAAAAUCAGAUAGUGAGAGUAAUGAUAUACCAUACACAUUGGUAAAAGAGUAUGUGGAGAGCAUAGUAGCAUCUUACAUGAAAAUCCAAAAACUGAGCAAUACAAAACAAUACAAGAGCUGGUUUUCACGUGGUUGUUUCAUGUUGCCUCUAAAUAUCCAACGCCUAGCCGAAUGUCUCACUUGUGAGUUGGCGACAGGCGAAACCCUGACGAGGCGUUCUCUCGAAGUUUGGUUGCAAGGUUCCACCUUACUCGGGCAAUUGCUACUUUUUGUCUCGAUGUAUCUCUUCAGUAUUAGUCAUAAAGAAAAGGGAGGGAUAGCUAGCAGCGAAAGAAUAGGAACAACUGUGACAACAGACGAACAAAUGGCUAUCAACGAACGAGACAAAGACAGAAACUUAGUACCUUACUGCCGAGGUCUCGACCUCAUACCUUCUUAUCCUAGUAUCUUAGAUCUGAACCAGAUAGCUUUUAUAAACGCACACCUGCCUCAGCAGUACCAACACGAAUGGAGGUUUCUUUUCAGUUCAGAAAUUCACGGUGAAUCGUUUUCAACGUUGAUCGGAAGAAUAGUGAAUCAGGGUCCUUCAGUUUUGGUAUUAGAAGACAAGAAUGGUUAUAUGUUUGGAGGUUUUGCCCCUGCGAAUUGGGAAUUAGGUCCAAAAUUCUUCGGCGAUGACAGUAGCUAUUUGUUUACUUUGGCACCACGAAUGAGAGUGUACCCGUCUACUGGUUACAAUCAACAUUUUCAAUACCUCAACUUACAUCAACAGACUUUACCUAAUGGUUUGGCAAUGGGUGGCCAGCACGGCUACUGGGGCCUCUGGAUAGACAGCGAGUACGGCAAGGGAGAGACCAGCCAGUCGUGCACGACCUACACCGGCUACCAGCAGAUGUCGCACUCGAAAGACUUCUCCUUCAGACACCUGGAGGUGUGGGGGCUGGGGCAGCCGCCUCCGACGCCGCAGGAGAAAGGGGAGCGGACGGGAAUGAGCGUCCUGGACGGCAACACCGAGAGCAAGGUGAUGCUGGAGUUGGUGGGGAAGAAGAUGCACAGUGAGGGGCUUAGGGAGCAGUCGCCGCUGUGAGGAACUUGUUGAACGCCUUAUCUAGUCUAUUCUAUGCAAGAGCACAGAUGAGUGAUAAUUUAUUGAUGCGAAUGCAGAAGGGUGCGUCUGAUGUUGAUUUGACAUAUUGGAACGUAUACCUUCGCAACUUUGAGCUAAUAACUCAUCGUCUCGUGAAUGCUUGAUGCAAUAAAUGAAGUUUUGCUUGAUAUAUCUUGUCAGUUCUACAGGACGUGCCAUCAUUCGAAUCGCCACCAAACCAGACUGUCAACUCUCGAAAAACUAUCACAAGCGUCUAGCUAUACCAGUGAAUCUUUGAAACAUCGAAGUCAAAUGACGUCACCCACAACACAUAAUAUUUCUAUGAGUAAAGCGAGUAGUUUUUAAAGAAUAUACUUUUCAGGAAUAAGGUUUAUUUAGAAAAAGUUAGGUUGAAAGUUGUUUUUUUUUCACGAAGAAAAGAUAUUUUCCUUCUUCAUAUUACCUUAUAACCUUCUGAUAACCUUGAGGUUCCAAAGAUUCGCUAGUAUUUGGUAUUCCAGAACCCGUGACCUAAAAUGUACUGUCCUCGCCUCACUUCCGUCUGUACUUCAAACGUCAAAAAUGUACUUCUUCUCCUUACACGCUUCUUAAGUUUCUGACUCUUCGUCACUGAUUGUGCUUUGAUUUUGAUAUCGAUAUCAUUGUAAUUUUCAUCAUGAAUUAAAGUGAAUAUUCAUUG